AUGAAAGGGGAACAAAAAGAAGCAAGGGAGUGUUAUAACACCUCCCUCCACACGUCUGUAAAGCCACAAGAACCGAUUGCAAUGGUAAUACAUGGAGGCACAAACCCGCAGGAACUAGACCCCCGAAUCACAGAGGAGAUAGGGUUCGAACCUGUGGAGGAGUUAGAAGAAAUCGUUGUAAUGGAAGAACCAUUGCGAAAGUUGAAGAUGGGAAAAAACCUUCAAGAUGACACAAAGGAGAUAUUGGUGAGGUUUCUAAAGGAUAAUCUCAAUGUAUUCGCUUUGAGUCACGAAGACAUGGUGGGGAUAGAUCCUUCCAUUAUGUGCCACCAUUUAAAUAUCAACCCCGAGGCAAGGCCAGUUAGGCAGAAGAGACGAGCGCUCGAUCCGGAAAGAUAUGCAGCCUUGAAGGAGGAGGUCUUGGACAAACCUGAAACCUCAGGAAGACUGGUGAAAUGGUCGAUUAAGUUAAGUCAAUUUGACAUCACAUAUACCCAAAGGAACUCCAUCAAUGGGCAAGUGCUCAUAGACUUCAUAGUGGAAUUCACCUAUCGGCCAAAUGAAGAAGGAGAUAUAGGAAAGACUAAAUCGAUUGGUAAGGAAGAGGAAAGAAAGUUUGAGGAAUGGACCCUCCACGUGAAUGGAGCAUUCAACGAAGGGGGAGUUGGAGAAGGUAUCAUGAUGACUGGCCCCGGAGGACACAAGAUGUAUUGUUCGAUAAGGUUUGGAUUUGAAGCCUCGAACAAUAAGGUGGAGUAUGAAGCGCUUCUAGCCAGAUUGGAAUUGGCCAAGGGGCUAAAGGUAACACAUUUACACAUUUUUAGCGACUCACAGUUGGUGGUAUUCCAGGUGAAGGGAGAGUAUCAGGCGAGGGGUCCUAAGAUGGUCUCAUACCUCACAAGGGUAAAAGGCUAUUUAGAGCAAUUGGAGGGGUAUAGUAUAGAGAAAAUCCCAAGAGAGAGGAAUACCCAGGUCGAUGCCCUCGUAAAGCUAGCCUCCACAAAGGAUGGAGAUACACUUGAGUUUGUACCUGUGGAGUACUUAUCCAAACCAAGCAUCAUUGAAGCAAAGGUUUACAUGAUCAAUACCCCCAAAGAAUCAUGGGUCGACCCAAUUAUGAAAUACCUGAAGGAUAGAACUCUACCGAAAAACAAGAGAGACGCUCGAAGGCUGGCAUAUAAAGCCACCCGGUACACCCUAGUAGACGGAGUCUUGUACAAGAGAGGAUUUUCUGUGCCGCUCAUGUGGUGUGUUGAUGAAGAAGAAGCAAUGAAAGUUCUGUAUGAAAAACACGAGGGUGAACGCGGCAACCAUGCGAGUUGGCCAUCUACAACCAGGAAAGCCACGAGACAAGGGUACUACUGGCCCUCUAUGGAGAAUGAUGCUAGUGACUUCUUAAAAAAGUGUGACAAAUUUAAGAGACACACAAACUACUCCCGGAAGCCCCCAAAUGAGCUAACCAGCCUGACCAACCCUUGGUCUUUUCCUAUUUGGGGAAUAGACCUGAUCGGCGCCCUUCCCAUAGGAAGAGGAGGAGCCAAGUACCCAGUUAUAGUGAUAAAUUACUUCACCGAGUGGGUUGAAGCAGAACCUCUAAUAAAUAUAACAACCAAGCAGAUCGCAACCUUUUUCAACAAGUCCAUUGUCUGCAGGCAUGGAGUGCCUUACAAAAUCAUUUCUGACAACAGCACCUAG
This is a messenger RNA of Humulus lupulus (European hop), 1695 nucleotides long. RefSeq lists its product as uncharacterized. The record is from RefSeq and is a predicted model, not a curated record. The transcript has 2 exons. Lineage: Eukaryota; Viridiplantae; Streptophyta; Magnoliopsida; Rosales; Cannabaceae. Bases 1 to 1695 code for a protein of 564 amino acids. Gene Ontology annotation, molecular function: RNA-DNA hybrid ribonuclease activity; nucleic acid binding. Gene Ontology annotation, biological process: DNA integration.